AAUUCCCCCAGCGAGGGAGGGAGGCCCCCGGCGGUCGCGAGCUGCGAGCCGCGGCGGGACCCAAGCGCACGCAGGGGCGCGGCGGCGGCCCGGGACCCGGGCUGCGGACCCCGCAGCUGAGAGCGCCGAGGACCCGGGACGAGGUCCAGCCGCGUGCAGGCACCGGAGGGCACAGUCCUCUUGACCCUGGGAGGGGCCCGGCGCCUGCGGCCCCCCACGCCCGGAGAGGGAUGCGGUACGCCCCAAGAUCCCGAUAGCCGCGGACCGCAGCGCUGCAGUCGCGAUGAUGGAUGAGCCGUGGUGGGAAGGGCGCGUCGCCUCGGACGUCCACUGCACUCUGCGCGAGAAGGAGCUGAAGCUGCCCACCUUUCGAGCUCACUCCCCACUCCUGAAGAGCCGCCGGUUCUUUGUGGACAUCUUGACCCUGCUGAGCAGCCACUGCCAGCUCUGCCCUGCAGCCCGGCACCUGGCCAUCUACCUGCUGGACCACUUCACGGACCGCUACAACAUCACCACCUCCAAGCAGCUGUACACGGUGGCCAUCUCCUGCCUCCUGCUUGCAAGUAAGUUUGAGGACAGGGAAGACCACGUACCCAAGUUGGAGCAGAUAAACAGCACAAGGAUCCUGAGCAGCCAGAACUUCUCCCUCACCAAGAAGGAGCUGCUGAGCACAGAGCUGCUGCUCCUCGAGGCCUUCAGCUGGAACCUGUGCCUGCCCACACCUGCCCACUUCCUGGACUACUACCUCUUGGCCUCUGUCAGCCAAAAGGACCACCACUGCCACACCUGGCCCACCACCUGCCCCCGCAAGACCAAAGAGUGCCUCAAGGAAUACGCCCAUUACUUCCUAGAGGUCACCCUGCAAGAUCAUAUAUUCUACAAAUUCCAGCCUUCUGUGGUUGCUGCAGCCUGUGUUGGGGCCUCCAGGAUCUGCCUGCAGCUUUCUCCCUACUGGACCAGAGACCUACAGAGGAUCUCAAACUAUUCCCUGGAACAUCUUAGCACGUGUAUUGAAAUCCUGCUGGUAGCGUAUGACAAUGUCCUCAAGGAUGCCGUCACAGUCAAGAGCCAAGCCUUGGCCAUGGUGCCCGGCACGCCCCCAGCCCCCACCCAAGUGCUGUUCCAGCCGCCUGCCUACCCUGCCCUCAGCCAGGCGACGACGACCCUGGCCCAGCUCCAGGCCCCCGUGCAGGACCUAUGCUUGGCCUACAGGGACUCGCUGCAGGCCCACCGCUCAGGGAGCCUGCUCCCGGGAGGCACUGGCUCCUCCCUCCACGCUCCUUACCCCACCCUCCAGCCCCUGGACAUGUGUCCCAUGUCUGUCCCCGCAUCUCUUAGCAUGCAGAUGACCAUUGCAGCCGAGCCCAGGCACUGCCUUGCUACCACCUACGGAAGCAGCUACUUCAGCGGGAGCCACUUGUUCCCUGCAGGCUGUUUUGACAGAUAGGCCAACUUUGGGCCACAUGGGCGAGCCUCAAAGAGCCAGGCAGAGGAAGAGAACACCCCAGAGGAGAGCUGAGCCAGGUGAGGUGCCUGGAGGCCCUGCCCGAGAGCCCAGUGCCCUUGGACGUAAAAAGGGCUUGUUUUUUUGUUUUUUUGUUUUUUCCCUUUAAAUAAAACUGACCCAAGCAAAGCAUUCAAUGACAUACCUCACCACCGAGAGCAUUCCUCUGAAAAUCCUCUCCCAUGUGUGCCUGGGGUAUAAAGAAGGCUCAGUGGCUGUUCCCCCAAGCAGGGGUCCAGUGAAUCAAGAAAGACUUGGGAAGAGGCCAGAAUACU
Urocitellus parryii (Arctic ground squirrel) is the source of this 1779-nucleotide messenger RNA. It is a transcript of the gene Ccnjl, whose product is annotated as cyclin J like. The record is from RefSeq and is a predicted model, not a curated record. NCBI's taxonomy places the organism in Eukaryota, Metazoa, Chordata, Mammalia, Rodentia, Sciuridae.